UGCCAAUUCCCUCUACUUCAAGCCCAUCAAGAAUGACCCACCCACGUCUCCACCUGUUCUUUGUCUGUUUACUCUUUGUUUCCAACGAUUCCUUUCAGAGACAAGAAAAUAUGUUGGGUAACUGUGAGAAGAUGCUACUCAUCUCUUCAACUACCAACGAAUGGCCACAGAAUCAGAUAGAUGAGAACAUUUUGAUUUCCUCAACAAGUAGGGUUAUGGAGAAACCAAUCCAAGACCAAAGCCAAAUCCAAAUUCAUCAAGCCCUCAGGUGUCCUCGCUGUGAUUCAUCAAACACCAAGUUCUGUUACUACAACAAUUACAGUUUGUCUCAGCCAAGACACUUCUGCAAAGCUUGUAAGCGUUACUGGACCAGAGGUGGAACCCUACGAAACGUUCCGGUCGGUGGCGGGUGUCGAAAGAACAAAAGGGUCAAGAGAGCACCCUCCUCAGCUUCAGCCAUUGAUGCACCUUCUUCUUCAUCAUCAAACCGUAAUGUUCAAUCUGCAAACCCUAAUGUUCAAACUCAGAUCGACAUAUCUUCAUCCUCAAACCCUAUUAAUCCGUUGUUUUAUGGAUUACCCACUAACCCUUCUGAGCUCACUCUUCCAUACCCUAGGUUCAAUUCAAGUUCUAGGGUUUCAAAUGUUGAUACUGUUUCUGGGUUUGAUCUUCAGCCUCAGUUGAAUGCUCUUGGAUUAGGGUUUUCAUCUGGACUUAUGGUCAGUGAUGUUCAAAACAACGAUUACCGAAACGGGUUUGAUCCAAAUAAGCAAAUCCAACAAGUUGGUAAUGCUAAUUCAAAUUCACUUCUCCAAAGCUAUUCCAUGUUUGGAUCUUCGGCUUCUUCGACUAUGGCUUCUUUGUUAGCUUCUUCAAGACUUCAUCAACAGAAAUUUGUCUCCAAUGGCUUGAAGGAUCUUCGGGAAGCUAACGGUUUUCAAGGAUUAGUACCUUAUGAAGAUUUGCCAAUGCCGGUUAGCGAUGAAGCUGGUAUAAUUAUGAAGGAAAUGAAAAUGGAGGAAAGCCAAAACAGGUUGGAUUGGAAUGUUAAUGUCCAGAAUCAGAUCGAACAGAUCAACCCGUCCGAUCCAUCUCUUUAUUGGAAUUGGAUUGAUCCUGCAAAUAUUGGUGAAUUUUAUGGCCACAGUGGGGAUGGAAUUACCGAAAAAACAAGAAUUUUUUUCUCGUGGAAUGGCAGCAUUGGUGAGAGAGGAGUUUGGAUCGGAGCGAUCAUGUCAGCUGCAAAGAAUUCAGCUCAGCCUAUAAUUUUUUAGUAUCAAAGGUUGAGAAAGCCCAUUUGCUCUGAGAGGAACCUCGGAUCCUCCUCGUCUCAUCAGUCAUCAACCCAGGUUUGGCUUCAUCAUCAUCAUCAUCAUCAUCAUCAUCAACUGCACAGUGUUGAAGAAUGAACUUUGGGGGUUUAGUGAGUUUGGUCUCCUCUUUGUAUGUGUAUAUACUGCAUGACAUUUCUAGUGCGUAUUUGCUUUAGGUUGGUAAACUUGGGGUUGAGUGGGGCUAUUAAUUAUUUGCAAUUUUCUCUUUUUUCCCUUGUCAAGAUUUUUGUUUUUUUGGUCUAAGGUGGGAAAAGGUAUAGUGGUAAUGUGGUAUAGAAGAGAGGGGGAUUUAGACAUUUCUCAUUUGAAUGUGAGUUAUUCUUGUUGAUUUGGUUGGUCAUGCUAAACUUUGUAAUUUCUAAUGCUAUUGAUAAGCAACUAAGGUUUUGGGAAAUAUUUAUUUAUUUUCAAAAUCUUUUUAUUUAAACAUUUUAUGUGAUA
Molecule: messenger RNA, 1775 nt
Organism: Camellia sinensis
Lineage: Eukaryota; Viridiplantae; Streptophyta; Magnoliopsida; Ericales; Theaceae
Product: dof zinc finger protein DOF1.4
Biological process (GO): regulation of DNA-templated transcription
Molecular function (GO): DNA binding; DNA-binding transcription factor activity
Source: RefSeq, a predicted model, not a curated record